Messenger RNA from Drosophila virilis, 869 nucleotides. RefSeq names its product farnesol dehydrogenase. The record is from RefSeq and is a predicted model, not a curated record. NCBI's taxonomy places the organism in Eukaryota, Metazoa, Arthropoda, Insecta, Diptera, Drosophilidae.
UUCAGUCACAGCGUCGUUAGCUCGCCAGCCGGACACAAAAAUAUAUUGAAGAAAAUGGAUCGUUGGUUGAAUCGUGUGGCCGUGGUAACCGGCGCCAGUUCGGGCAUUGGUGAGGCCUGCUGCAAGGAUUUGGUGGCCAAGGGCUUGGUCGUGGUGGGUUUGGCGCGUCGCGAGAAUCGGCUGCAGGAGCUGAAGGCUAAGCUGCCCGCGGAUCAGGCAAAGCGCUUCCAUUACCGCAAGUGCGAUGUGAGCGUGGAGCAGCAGGUGAUCGAUACCUUCGCCUGGAUCGACAAACAGCUGGGCGGCGCCGAUGUGCUGAUCAAUAAUGCGGGCAUUGUGCGUCACACCAAAAUCAUCAGCGAAGGCAACAGCGCCGAUCUGCGCUCCAUACUGGACACCAACGUGCUGGGCGUCUCCUGGUGCACGCGCGAGGCGUUUCUCUCGCUGGAGCGGCGCAAGGUCGACGAUGGUCACAUACUCAUUGUGAACAGCAUUGCCGGACACUCGGUGCCCGUUGUGCCGCAAAUGAGCCUUAAUAUGUAUGCGCCAUCCAAGCAUGCGAUCACCGCACUGACCGAGGUGCUACGCCAGGAGUUCCUCAACAAGGGCACCAAAAUAAAGAUCACAAGCAUUAGUCCCGGCGGUGUGGAUACCGAAAUUAUUGACAAGUCCCUUUUGGAACGUGUGGGCGAUUUUCCCAUGCUGCGAUCUGAGGAUGUCGCCGAUGCGAUCUCUUAUUGCAUUCAAACGCCGCCGAAUGUCCAAAUACACGAGCUCACGAUCAAGCCCAUUGGCGAGAGAUUCUAAGUUCGACAAAUGGAUGCAUUGCAUAUAUAGAUACCCUGUAGAAGGCUCCUUGUAAAAUUAUA